Molecule: messenger RNA, 1611 nt
Organism: Erythranthe guttata (spotted monkey flower)
Lineage: Eukaryota; Viridiplantae; Streptophyta; Magnoliopsida; Lamiales; Phrymaceae
Source: RefSeq, a predicted model, not a curated record
AGCACAAACAUGAGUUGGGGACGAAUACAACGACAAGAAAGAGCAUAAAAAUUCCAUCAAAGAACUGAUUCCUUUUCCCAUUUUUAUUUACCUUUUUACCCUCUAAUAAAUAUUUGAAAAAAAUUACUCGACAAAGCAUUAACACAAAGCAUGAAGAACAGAAGAAGUUUGGUCGAAAUAAAUUUUCAAUUGAUUUAGAGAAGCUAUUUUGUGCCGCCAUAUUCAAUGCACUUUUCCUCCCAUUUAUUUCUGCUUUGGGAUUUAUAGCAAUUCUUGUACUAAUCAUCUCCAAUGGCUUCUUCCACUUUUCUCUGCAGUCACCAACCCUACGGUUCCUCCAAUUACAAUACCCACUUCAAGAAACCCAGUUUUCAUCCGUUUAACUCAAAUGGGUCGUCUUCUUCUUUGCCCAAUUCUUCGAUGACCCGUCGGAUCAGAGCCACAGCUUCUAAUUCAAGAACUGUAAGAAAACAAGUUGAGGAAGAUGAAGUGGAUAAAGAUGUUGGGAUGUCAAGGCUAACUCUUUUUUCUCCUUGCAAGAUUAAUGUUUUCCUCAGAAUAACAGGAAAAAGAGCAGAUGGUUAUCAUGAUUUAGCUUCUCUCUUUCAUGUAAUUAGUCUCGGAGAUAAGAUAAAGUUCUCUUUGUCUCCAUCGAAAGAAACGGAUCGUCUAUUAGCCAAUGUACCCGGAGUUCCUCUCGAUGACAGAAAUUUGAUAAUUAAGGCUCUUAAUCUUUUCAGGAGAAAGACCGGGAUUAACAACUACUUUUCGAUUCAUCUUGAUAAGAAAGUGCCUACAGGAGCUGGGCUCGGUGGUGGCAGCAGUAAUGCCGCCACCGCUUUAUGGGCGGCAAAUCAGUUUAGUGGCGGCAUAGCCACUGAAAAGGAGCUCCAAGAAUGGUCGAGUGAGAUUGGCUCGGAUAUUCCCUUCUUUUUCUCUCGUGGAGCAGCGUAUUGCACAGGUAGAGGCGAGGUAGUCGAAGAUAUUUCUCCGCCUAUACCUUUAGACCUUCCAAUGGUUCUAAUUAAACCACAAGAGGCAUGCUCCACAGCCGAAGUUUACAAGUGCCUUCGGGUGGAUAAAGCAAGCAAGAUCGAUCCUUUGGCUUUGCUGGAGAAAAUUUCACGCGAUGGAAUAUCUCAGGAUGUUUGCAUCAACGAUCUCGAAGCUCCGGCUUUUGAAGUCCUUCCGUCACUGAAAAGAUUAAAACAACGCAUCGUUUCUGCUGCUGGUCAAGGACAGUAUGAUGCUGUUUUCAUGUCUGGAAGUGGAAGCACCAUUGUGGGGGUGGGUUCUCCAGAACCCCCGAAAUUUAUCUACGAUGAAGAAGACUACAAAAAUAUCUUCUUAUCAGAAGCCAGAUUUAUCACCCGCCCCACGGAUCAGUGGUACACGGAGAACUCAAUGCAGCAGGAUACGAUUGAAUAAGAGAACUAAGAUGCUACAUCGAACAACACACUGUUACGUAAACGCAAAUCUCUUGGCUUAUUCUAUUUGAGUUGCCUGUAUUUUUAACUUCUUUUCUGAAUUUGUUAAAUUAAGAUCUCUGCCAAAGAAACAGUAAAUUAAUUUUUAACAGACUUCAAAGAAAUAAAUAAAAUGGGUUUUUUU